Cylas formicarius (sweet potato weevil) is the source of this 4305-nucleotide messenger RNA. RefSeq lists its product as uncharacterized. The transcript has 16 exons. Gene Ontology annotation, molecular function: hydrolase activity, acting on carbon-nitrogen (but not peptide) bonds; chitin binding. Lineage: Eukaryota; Metazoa; Arthropoda; Insecta; Coleoptera; Brentidae. The record is from RefSeq and is a predicted model, not a curated record. Gene Ontology annotation, cellular component: extracellular region. Bases 175 to 3864 code for a protein of 1229 amino acids. Gene Ontology annotation, biological process: carbohydrate metabolic process.
GUACCACUUUUAUUCCUUUGGCAACCCAGUCAGUGCAUAACCGCGUUCUGUGCUGUCACAUUUGGGGAGAAUUUUUCGUAUUCUACAUGGGUGAAGUGUAUUAGCUCCUGCGUGUGAUCAGUGUUCCUGGGAUAAUUUCGGUGGAUAGUGGAGAGAAAAAAAUCGACGAAAAACAUGGUGCCGUACGUUGUUAUGGCCGUCCUGUUUGCGGUUGCUGCGCAGCUGGAUUCGACGGAAGGUCAAAGGAAAAUCCCUAAAGCAAGCGCCGCCAUUUCGGAACCCCCCAAAGAACGGGUGAACUUUGACUGUCCCGAAGAAUUUGGGUAUUACCCUCACCCUAGCGACUGUACUCAAUAUUACGUCUGCGUGUUUGGAGGAGCCUUGUUGGAGUCGUGUACCGGAGGUUUGAUGUACAGUCACGAACUUCAAACGUGCGAUUGGCCACGGAACGUUGGAUGUGACGGACUGGAACUGCCAGUACCGCUUCCGUCGGGAUCGAGUAGUAGCAGCAGUUCGUCUUCUCUGAGAAGCAGAGAACGCGAACGGUCUCGCGACGACACUAGAACCAAAUACUCCCCGCAACCCCCACCGCCACCCGCACAACCCAAAGCAGUGGUCACAUCUAGAGGACAACCUAGACAGUUGCAUCAGAACCAAGAAAUUAUUAAGCAACAACUCUACGCGGACGUCGAGGAGUCGUUGCCUCCAGCGGAAGAAGUUGAAAAUGAUAGACAACAGCGGGUUUAUCGCGGUCAGCCUUCCACGGUUGGUCAAGUUCAGCGCGACAGAGACGGUUAUCGACACACAAACGCCCUGCCGUCAUACAAGGACCGUGGAGAAAAAAUCGGAGUCAUCUCGUUCGGAACGCAAUCACAGCUCCAACAUUACAGCCAGGAAAAAAGCAGCGCGCAAACUCCGAGUGCUUCCACGGCUACUGCGACAGCACGCACACUGUACAAUAGUAGCCAAUACAACAAUAACGAUAAUCGUUACGAUCCUUAUUAUGCCCUCUACGAUGAUGUCGAAUUGUAUCGAGAUGUCGAUUACACACAGCAAAACGGUUACAAUACAAAUGGCGGUAGCACUAGGUCCGCUUCGUCUGGAUAUAGGGGUUCCCAAGCUGCCGUGCGCGAAGAAACGCCUAAAAGGGGUACCACCGUUUAUAACGUAGUCAACCAGGAUAUUUACCAACAACCGUCUACCGUUACAGAGUACAACGAUAACGCAUAUCAGGAAGAUGACAACGCCUACAGACAGUCCAACAGACAAUCGUCUAGCCUUAGGGGAGACAGGAAUGAAAUAUACGAUGUAGAAGACGUACCUACCACUAAAAGAACUAGUUCAACCUCCAUAAGAAAACUCACCACUUCAACCCCCAGAAUUACUACUACCACGACGCAAGCGCGAACUUUCCCCCCUAAAAAGAGCACAAUCACGCCAAGCGCAGAUCCUGUCAAAGCGAAUGAAACCCACACACAAGCACUGCCAAUAAAUAAUACAAACCCGGGACACAUAUUCGCUGAUCCUGAUCCCGGAUUCGAUCCUACGCCGUCGACCGUGCCUAUUUUAACGCCCAUUCCCGACACAACCAUAGACUCUACUUUGCAUGAAUCUUACGCUGUAGUUAAGGAACCAACCCCGUUUGUCCCUCCCGAGCACAUAAUUAGCGAUAAAUCUGCUUUUCACUUUGAUAUAAAGGCGCCCAAGUCAACUCACCAGAUCUCUAGCACUGUCAGAACUUUAAACGACAUCCGCCUUAAUAAAACGAUUUUGACGAAUGUAAAACUUAGUACCCCAAAGUUUGAAAAUAUUUUGCCGACGACUUACUCGCCCCCGAAGUACCUACUUCAGUCGAUUUUGCCUAAAACACCUCUAUUUUCAUCUCCAGCAUUAAGUUUUAGACCGAUCAACAGAAAUCAUUCUAGAACCGUUAGACCUACACCCAACUUACAGAAUUCUUACAAAACAGUAAAGCCAAUAGUAGUACGAAAACUUAUCAAUCCUGUAAUUGUUAAUCACGAAUUGUCCGCUCCGGGCGGUGCUACUCUCGAAUCCGCUGAAAAAUUUGCUGACGAUUAUGAGGAGAAUGACGAUGAGGAUUAUUUCGACGGCGAUGAAAUGACAUCUUUGAAUGCCGCAAACAUUUCUAGUGAACAAAUGUCCACAACAACGGCGGAACUCACCGUUACUACCAGCAAAACCACUAUCAAUCUCAGGGUACCAGCUGGUUCUACACUGAAACCGGACACUAAUGAGAAUUUGAAAAAUCGUUUAUAUUCCCUGUUAUCUAGAGAAAAAUCGAAUCGAUUGCCAAAUUCCGCGCAAAAGAGCAACAAAACUUUGAAUUUGAAAAAGAAAAAGUUAGUCGACGACGAACGUAAACCAAAUUUGACAACAGACGUUAAAACUGACGUUCCUGUGAAUACCUCAUUCCCUACUAGAGUCUCCCGGGUGAACAUGGCCAUAAAAUCCCUUAUCGCUAGUGGUGGGACAAAAGGAAGCUCGAAAUGUUACGAAAACAGCCCUAAGUGCAAGGUCAAUGCGAGACAGAGAACGAAUUCUCGAGGGCGCGGAACAUCUCAUUACUCCGCCGGUUCGGUUGCCAACAACGAAGUGACAGUGAACACUAAUAGAGGAACUCCGGCGCCUCGAUCUAGACCGACUCUCAAGCCAUCUACGUCGAUUGUAUCGAAGGCUACGGAAUUCAUCGAUAUCUACAGAUAUCCGCCCAGACGUCCGGAUCCGAUCUAUCCUCAACCACAACCCGACAAAACUGCGGCUAAAUGCAGAAAAGACGUGUGCUUAUUGCCCGAUUGUUACUGCGGCGGCAAAGAUAUUCCCGGAGAUAUCCCGGUCGAACAAGUACCACAGAUCGUACUGCUUACGUUCGACGAUUCCGUAAAUGACCUCAACAAAGGUUUAUAUCAAGAUUUGUUCGAAAGGGGUCGAACGAAUCCGAACGGGUGUCCAAUAGCCGCAACAUUUUACGUAUCUCACGAAUGGACUGAUUAUAGUCAAGUGCAAAAUUUGUACGCCGACGGUCACGAGCUAGCAUCCCAUACAGUUUCGCACAGUUUUGGGGAACAAUUUUCCCAAAAGAAAUGGACUCGCGAAGUUGCCGGCCAAAGGGAAAUCUUAUCCGCCUACGGGGGCGUCAAAUUAGAGGACGUCAGGGGUAUGCGAGCUCCUUUCUUGUCAGUGGGCGGUAACAAAAUGUUCAAAAUGUUGUACGAUUCAAACUUCACGUACGAUUCGUCGUUGCCGAUUUACGAAAACAAACCUCCGAGUUGGCCGUACACGCUCGACUACAAGCUCUUCCACGACUGUAUGAUUCCACCGUGUCCCACCAGGUCAUAUCCCGGAGUCUGGGAAGUGCCUAUGGUGAUGUGGCAAGAUCUGAACGGUGGUAGGUGUUCCAUGGGAGACGCUUGCAGCAAUCCUCCAGACGCCGAAGGAGUUGUGAAAAUGUUGCUGAAGAAUUUUGAAAGACAUUACACCACCAACAGAGCUCCAUUUGGCCUGUUCUACCACGCAGCUUGGUUUACGCAACCCCACCACAAAGAUGGCUUUAUUCAAUUUGUCGACACCAUUCUAGCUAUGAAAGACGUCUGGUUCCUCACCAACUGGCAAGCAAUUCAGUGGGUUAGGGAUCCUACGCCGAGUUCGAGAUUAAAAUCUUUCCAACCAUUCCAAUGCGAUUUUUCGGAUCGUCCGAAGAGGUGUAAUAAUCCGAAAGUAUGUAACCUUUGGCACAAAUCCGGGGUGAGAUACAUGAGAACUUGCCAGCCUUGCCCCGACAUCUAUCCCUGGACCGGUAACACUGGUAUCCGCAGCAGUAGAAUCGACAACGAUAUCGAAGAUUAAAGAAAAGCACGCCGAAAGGUGAUCAUCGUAAAUUUAAAUUAUUUUUAGGCCAUUCGACAUUAAUUUUAAUGUUGGUAUUGUUUAGGGGAGAUACCCAAAUUAUUUAUACGGAAAAUUGCUGAUGUUAAUUUGGUGUCAAGUUUACGUCGAGUAACUUCAUGCCUGUUUAACAUCCAGACUGUGGCCUUAGUUAAAUUGUAAAUAUUUUCAGCUACAGUUACCUAAUAAUAAAAUGAUUUAGUACUGCCGGAAAUAAUUUUCUUAUCUGAUAGGGGUUGAGUGUUGAGUAAUCGCAGAUGUUCUGCCAUUACGACGACAACAAUUUGCAAAGGGACAUUCAAAAACGUAUUUAAUUUAUUGUAAAACGGAUUUCAAUUCUGUUGUGUGUAUCGAUUCAAACGUGUGACCCAGCGAGUGACGAAUUGCGCAAUAAAUUCUUUU